Messenger RNA from Beta vulgaris subsp. vulgaris (sugar beet), 657 nucleotides. Its product is annotated as secreted RxLR effector protein 161-like. The transcript is spliced from 2 exons. NCBI's taxonomy places the organism in Eukaryota, Viridiplantae, Streptophyta, Magnoliopsida, Caryophyllales, Amaranthaceae. Bases 1 to 657 code for a protein of 218 amino acids. The record is from RefSeq and is a predicted model, not a curated record.
AUGAGUGAAUGCAAGCCAUUGGCUACACCAAUGGCACUUAAUGAAAGGCUAUCUAAAAACGAUGGCAAAGAGAAGGUCGAUGCAUCAAUAUAUCGAAGUUUGGUCGGCUCUCUCAUCUACCUCACACAUACUAGGCCCGACAUAGUAAAUGCUGUCAGCAUAGUAUCCAGAUUUAUGAGUGAGCCAAGUAAGGCUCACUUAGCAGCAACAAAAAGGAUUCUCAGAGGAGAAUCACAAGCUUACAGGAUACACAGACAGCGAUGGGCCGGAAGCAUUGACGAUCGGAAGAGUACAAGUGGAUACGUCUUCCAGUUGGGAACCAAGACUAUUUCUUGGUCAUCAAAGAAACAAGCUACAAUAGCUCUGUCAUCAGCGGAAGCAGAGUAUGUAGCAGCAACAAGUGCAGCAUGUGAAGCAGUAUGGCUUAGAAGAAUUCUCGAUGAUCUACAACAGACAUCAGAAGAACCAACAACUAUCUACUGCGACAACAUGUCUGCAAUAGCCAUGACAAAGAAUCCAGUCUUUCACAGUCGCACGAAGCACAUCGAGAUACGACAUCAUUUCAUCCGAGAGUUGGUCGACAAACAAAAUCGAGCUUCAAUUCUGCAAAACGGGGGAGCAGCUUGCAGACAUAUUCACAAAAGCAAUUCCAACUGA